Molecule: messenger RNA, 318 nt
Organism: Volvox carteri f. nagariensis
Lineage: Eukaryota; Viridiplantae; Chlorophyta; Chlorophyceae; Chlamydomonadales; Volvocaceae
Gene: myb14
Product: transcription factor Myb14
Exons: 1
Biological process (GO): regulation of DNA-templated transcription
Cellular component (GO): nucleus
Molecular function (GO): RNA polymerase II cis-regulatory region sequence-specific DNA binding; DNA-binding transcription factor activity, RNA polymerase II-specific
Source: RefSeq, a predicted model, not a curated record
UUCAGGCUCGUGGAGAGAUACGGCGUGGGUAGCUGGGGCAGGAUUGCCAGCCAUCUAAACGAGCAAAUGGGUUGGCCCGAGACGACAGGCCGUCGGAAAGAAGAUUGCCGUGACCGGUGGGAUAACUAUCUUGAUCCUGCAUUGGUGAAUGGUCCCUUUACUGAUGCCGAGGAGGCCAAGCUGGUUAAGGCCUAUGAAGAGGUCGGGCCCGAGUGGCGCUUGAUUGCGGGCUGCCUUCUGGGCCGCAGCCCUAACGCAGUGAAGGUGGGACGAUGUGGUAAGCUGCACUCUGAAAACAAAUACGCUAAUGUUACUUAA